Messenger RNA from Dermacentor andersoni, 2326 nucleotides. RefSeq lists its product as uncharacterized. The record is from RefSeq and is a predicted model, not a curated record. NCBI's taxonomy places the organism in Eukaryota, Metazoa, Arthropoda, Arachnida, Ixodida, Ixodidae.
CAGUGAAACGAUAGUCCAUCUAAAAGAUGUAUAUAUUGAUCGUUACUUUCGACUGUACUGGUAGGCAUUCUUGGUGACGUGGUGGCCUUUUAGUGUAAGGUAUGCAUUCAAGAAAGAGAAAAUUAAGAGAUAAAAAUGCAGAGAGGUUCGUCAGAGUAACUGCCCUGUUGUCUAAGUUGCACCGGGGAAAGCGUAGAAAGGACGAAGAAAAAAAGAAAACGCACGAAGAAAAUCUGUCCGACCAAACGCGAGGAAGGCUACUGACAACGAAUGGAAUUUGUCAUUCAAUCUCGAUGAUAAAAAAAAAAAGUACGCGCACUAGUGCUUUUAGAAUAACUCGGGCUGACGUCGGCUGUGACCAGAUUCCAAGCAUUUUGUUUUGUCGUAAGGGGACGGCUGUAAAGUUUCUCGAGCGUGGUUCAGUGCGAUUUUCGUCGUGAACUGAAACGAGGACAUUCACAUACUGUGGUAUUCACGGAAAAUCGUUUUUCGCUUUCGGAAAAACGAGCAAGGCACCGUUAAGGCAUUGAAGUAGUAAGAACGCUAGCAGCAGCAAUGUCUCGGGAGCUGGAUGCUUUCAGUGGGUGUUUCGAUGUGCCAGGGAACAAAAAAAAAGAAAAAAGUGUCGAGGUGAAAGAAGUCCAGCGAAAUAGCAGCAACUAAUCUACGCUGCGUCUGUAAUGGCCCGAAAAUAAUUUACAGAUUUUUUUUUCAUGCGCAACAGCCUUCCAAACAAUCGCCUUUGCUGUCUGGAGCCUGUCUGCUUCAGCCUGGGUUACCUUUCUCAGCCUUUGUAUUACUAUCACUCGGGCAAUUAAGUACCACAAAAACUAAACUUUAUUAUUAUUCUUUAACACACUAUAAUGAUCCGACGUAGUCUACUUUGACGUCCUGCGAGCCAUUAUAAUAAGGAAGACGUCUAGAAACAGUUAGGACAUGAGAAAUACAAAAUUCCCCACCAAGUCGUCGUCAUUAAGAUUAUCAUAAUCAUCAUCAUUUAACGACUUUUUGCUAAAUGGGAGUACUUUGGAUCACGACCUGGCGACAUUGUUAAGGCAUUAGCAACAGUUGUCAUAACGGAUAAUCCACCGAUUCACUCAACCAUGAUAACGGUGUGAUUAUCGGGCGGUUCAAAUCUGACACACCGACGCCGGGUGACAAUUCGCCUAAAAAAAAAAAAAAGCUCACAUACGCCGGAAAAAAUUCAGCACUGGAGUGAAAUAGGAAACACUAUGCAUGAAAAAAACAAUGCCGGAAUGCCAGAAAUAUUUGAAAAAACACACUUAAAGCACAUCCAAAAUAAGUUCCGUGUAAGGUCCCGCGUAACUGUCGCAAGCUGAGAGAAACUGCAUGUGUAGAGCAGCAUUGAUAACAUUCUGUGAACAUAUUCAAUCGUCUCUACUCUCGUUCGCUAGCCGUGGCGCAGGUCGUCAGCUUGGGCAAAGGAUGCAGCGAUUCGGAUGCCGAGAAGUGCAACCUCGAGUUCCUCACGUUCGGCUUCAGCUCCAAGCUGCCAGACACCGCCUCCAAGAUGGCUGACUACUGCAAGAAGCGAGCGAAGGCGUUGCAGUGUGCGCUGAACUUCACCGACCGGUGCCUGCUCGGCUUCUACCGAGGCACCGCCUUCACCGCCAUCAACACCAUGCGGGAGGAAAACGACCGCAGGUGCAACACCACCCACGUGGAGCACGCAGGUUUCCUCCAGCACUCCAAGUGCCUGAACAAGGCUGGUGACUCCAUCCACAAGUGCAUCGUGAACUUCAAGAAGGAGUUAUUCACCACCGCCAGGAAUGCCGAGACGAAGAACCGCAUCCGCUACGGCUGCUGCGACUACACCAAGAUGUUCCACUGCCGCGAGAAGAACCUGCGCGACAAGUGCGGCGACGCGCAGGCCAUCCUGUUCGCUCGCAACGCCGGCGAGCACAUCCUGGGCAACGCGCUCAAGAUCUUCUGCGGCGGCUACACCACGGAGUCCAAGUACUGCAAGGCGCUGCCCAAGCUCCCCAAGCUGCCCUCCAACACCAGGGUCCCCAAGAGCAUCAUCGUGCUGCUCAAGACGUUCGCCACGCUAUAACCGGUGUACGCACGUGAUGCGCACACUUCAUCAUCGUCAUGCCUUGUCCUCAUCUUCACGGACGGGUGACCUCGCACAGAACGGCAAAAAAAAAAGGAAGCCUUGUUCUCAGUAAACACGUGUCUAUAAGUGGGGAGUUGUCUGGGUGCCUCACUGCCCCACCGUAAUUACGCAUGUACGUCUCACAAACGAUUGCGCUGGUUUUCCUAUGUCUUUGUUGGAGCUACACGAACCUGAGAAACGGAAGACAUU